Fusarium pseudograminearum CS3096 is the source of this 1203-nucleotide messenger RNA. RefSeq lists its product as uncharacterized. Gene Ontology annotation, molecular function: oxidoreductase activity. Bases 1 to 1203 code for a protein of 400 amino acids. The record is from RefSeq and is a predicted model, not a curated record. The transcript is spliced from 3 exons. Lineage: Eukaryota; Fungi; Ascomycota; Sordariomycetes; Hypocreales; Nectriaceae.
AUGGCCCCAGGUGCUCUCAUUGACGAGGCCUCUCACAUCACUCUCCCCCAAGCCAAAAGCAGUGAAGCCCCUCGUUCCAUCUUUCCCGAUGGCAUCCGUACAUCAGGCCAACAUCCUCCUCUAUACAAUGCUCUGAAGCCCUACUCUGAAUUCCCAACCGAGAUCACUGGCCCUACACUAUGGAAGAAGGAAGACUAUGAGAACAAGCCUGAAAGAUGGACUCACCCCUUCACAGAUGAAGAGAUUCAAGAGUUGAGUGAUACCGCUGAUGCCUUCAUCGCCAGCGGUACACCUCUCACUGGCAUCUCCAAGUCCAAGUUUCCUCUACCAAAACUUGGAAAGGUCCUUGAAACCCUCAGGGAAGACCUCCUCAACGGCAAAGGCUUCAUUCUCUUCAAACGCUUCCCAGCAGAUGUAUGGGGCCCUCUCAAAAACGCAGUAGCAUACAUGGGUCUCGGAACAUACAUCGGCUAUUUUGUCUCACAAAACGGUCUGGGCCAUGUCCUCGGCCACGUCAAGGAUGUAGGCGACGACGCUACACAGAUUGACAAAGUGCGCAUCUACCGCACAACAGCCCGUCAGUUCUUCCACGCCGACGACUCCGAUAUCGUCGGUCUCCUGUGCGUGCACCGCGCAAGGGAAGGCGGCGAGAGUGACAUUGUCAGCAUCCACAACGUCUGGAACGACCUGCAGAAGAACAACCCUGAUGUUGCAGAGCUACUUACCAAGCCUGUUUGGUACUUUGACCGCAAGGGUGAGACCUCAGUGGGUGAAGAGGAGUGGAUCCGCACUUCGAUAUUCUACCUUGAGAAUGGAGGUCAGGGACGCGUUUACUGCAAGUGGGAUCCAUACUUUGUACGAUCUCUCACACGCUUCUCCGACAAGGGUAUUAUUCCUGCGUUGAGCGAGGAGCAGAAGCGUGCCAUCACAAUCUUGGAGGAGACGUGCCAAAAAUUGGCGCUGCACAUGGUUUUGGAAGUUGGUGAUAUUCAGUUCGUGAGCAACACACAUCUCCUUCACGCUAGAACAGCAUACACAGACCACAACCCUCCCACACCUCGAAGACAUCUUCUUAGACUAUGGCUCUCUACACCAGAGACAGAAGGUGGAUGGGCUCUUCCUUUCCACGAUAGCAAGGAGAAGAAGCGAGGAGGUAUCCAGGUCAACAACAACGCACCCAGAUGUCCUUUGGAUGCGGAGUAA